AUGGCGGAGACGCUAGGAAGAGAAGCUGGGGGACGGAACCGGAUAGAAGAUCUUGAACGGCCGCAACUCGACGAUCGCUCCUACCGAAUCAUCACCCUACCAAACCAAUUAGAGGUUCUUUUGAUACAUGAGGCUGGCACAGACAAGGCAAGUGCGGCGCUGGAUGUGAACGUGGGCAGCUUCAGCGAUGCGCCUGACAUGCCGGGCAUUGCGCACGCGGUCGAGCAUUUGCUGUUCAUGGGCACUGAAAAGUAUCCCGAGGAAAACGCCUACAACCAGUAUCUGACGCGCCACGGCGGAUAUUCAAAUGCAUUCACCGCCUCCACCUCGACCAACUAUUACUUCGAGCUCUCAUAUCCCUCUUCUUCGCCCAAGAGCAGCAAGACUCCAACGCCAGAUGCGUCACAAGUAAACUUGUCAGAGCCGAAAGAGGUCUCACCGCUAUGGGGUGGACUGGACCGCUUCGGUCAAUUCUUUAUAAGCCCUCUGUUCCUCGAGGACACUGUAGAUCGUGAACUCAAAGCGGUGGAUUCCGAGAACAAGAAGAAUUUACAGAAUGACACCUGGCGGAUGCACCAGCUUGACAAAGCGUUAGCGAAUCCAGACCAUCCUUACAACCACUUUUCCACCGGUAGCUACAAGACGCUUCACGACGAGCCAAUAGCGCGAGGCGUGAAGAUUCGCGAUGAGUUUAUCAAGUUCCAUUCCACACAUUACUCCGCAAACCGGAUGAAGCUGGUCGUAUUAGGUCGUGAGAGCUUGGACACGUUGGAAACAUGGGUAGAAGAAAUCUUCUCAAAAGUACCGAACAAGGACCUUGGCAAGAACCGCUGGGAUAUGCCCGUCUACACUGAGAAGGAGCUUUUGACACAAACCUUUGCUAGGCCAGUCUUGCAGUCUCGAUCACUCCAGAUUCAGUUUGCGUACCGCGACGAAGAGAAAUAUUAUGAAUCACAUCCUUCGAGGUAUCUAAGUCAUCUGCUCGGUCACGAAGGCCCCGGUAGUAUCCUUGCACACAUCAAGGCGAAGGGAUGGGCCAAUGGACUUGGAGCUGGGGGCUCUACGCUUUGUCCAGGUUCAGGACUGUUCACAAUCAACAUCAAACUGACAGAGGAAGGCUUGAAGAACUACAAGGAGGUCACCAAACUCGUCUUUCAAUACAUUGGCUUAAUGUGCGACAAGCCACCUCAGGAAUGGGUCGUCGAGGAGCAAAUGCGCAUAAGCGAGGUUGAAUUUCGCUUCAAGCAGAAAAGCCCACCCAGCCGGACCGCGAGUGGACUGGCGGGUAUCAUGCAGAGGCCAUACGAGCGCAAAAUGCUGCUAAGCGGCCCAGCUACAAUCAAGAAAUUCGACUCUGAACUCAUUCGUGAGGCUUUGUCGUAUCUUCGGCCAGACAACUUCAGGAUGACGAUCAUCAGUCAAGAUUUCCCUGGUGGCUGGGACCAAAAAGAGAAGUGGUACGGAACAGAGCACAAGGUAGAGAGGAUACCAGAUGAGUUCCUCACCGAAAUCAAGCAAGCUUUCGAGAGCAAGAGCCGGCCGGCAGAAUUACACUUUCCUCACAAGAACGAGUUCAUCCCUACUCGGCUAAACGUAGAGAAGAAAGAGGUGGAACAGCCUACCAAGGAGCCAAAGCUCAUCCGUCAUGACGACAAUGUGCGCGUCUGGUGGAAGAAAGACGACCAGUUCUGGGUACCUAAGGCCAACGUACACAUCUAUUUCCGGACACCGAUUACGAACGUCACAGCACGCAUCACACUUCUGUGUACUCUCUACCGUGAGCUCGUCAACGAUGCCUUGGUUGAAUAUGCCUACGACGCUGAUAUAUCCGGAUUGGUAUAUGACUUUACCAAUCACAUCAAUGGUCUGUCCAUUACGGUUAGCGGAUAUAACGAUAAGCUACAUGUGUUGUUGGAGAAGGUAUUGCUCCAAGUACGAGACCUCAAGGUUUCGGAAGGUCGAUUCAACAUCAUCCACGACCGCAUGUUGCGAUCUCUGCGCAACUGGCAGUAUGGCCAGCCUUUCCACCAGGUCGGUACAUACUCACGGCAAUUCAAGACCGAAAAGAGUGUGAUGAACGAGGAGCUGCUACCCGAAUUGGAGAACGUGACCGCUCAAGAUGUUCAGCAGUUCUUCCCACAGAUCCUUGCACAAUGCCAAAUCGAGGUGCUCGCCCACGGCAAUCUCUACAAAGAAGAAGCCUUGAAGAUAACUGACCUUGUCGAGAGGACCAUGAAGCCGAGGAGAUUGCCAGCGGAUCAGGUGCCGACUCGUCGGGGUUUACUGUGGCCAUCAGGCUGCAACUUCAUCUACGAGAAGCAGCUCAAGGAUCCUGAAAAUGUCAACCAUUGCAUAGAAUACAGUUUGUAUGCGGGACAUAACUACGAUAGCGUGCUUCGCGCUAAACUAUUGCUGCUUGGUCAGAUGACUGAUGAGCCAUGCUUUAACCAAUUACGAACCAUCGAGCAGCUCGGCUACGUUGUCUUCUCAGGCUCCAGCUUCCACGACGUCUGGUCCGGAUAUCGUAUUCUGAUCCAGAGUGAAAAGGACUGCAGGUAUCUGGAGGGACGAAUUGAGAACUUCCUCACCACCUUUGAGAAGACGCUCAAUGAGAUGAGUGAGGAGGACUUUGAGAGCCACAAGCAGGCUAUGAUCAAUAAGCGCUUGGCAAAACUGAAGAACCUCUCUUCCGAGGACAACAGGUUCUGGAAUCAUAUCUACAGUGAUUCUUAUGAUUUCCUACAAGCCGAUGUUGACGCUGCAAAUCUCGAGAAGCUCACAAAGAAGGAAAUGGUUGACUUCUACGGCCGGUACAUCUCAACGUCCUCUCCCCAUCGCUCAAAACUCUCUGUGCAUCUCCAAGCACAAUCCAAGGCCAAAGAGCCCUCUCUCGAAGAGAAGAAGACAGCGGCCGUCGCUUCGCUCAAGAUCAUACUCGCAGAGCACAAAAUCACCUCCAACGAAGAAGCAUUCCAGACACGCAUCAAAGAUGCUUCAUCUACACAGGUAAUCGCAGAUGCGGUCGCCAGUCACCUAACUGAAGAUCUCAAGGUCGAAAAGGAUAUUGCGAAUAAGGUUCUGGACGAGGCAAAGGCUGCGCUUGGUGUGGCAGACUCUGGCUUACCAGCAGCGCCAACAUCGCUAGAUACCUCGGCAGAUGUCAAGAGCGUGGUUGACGCAUCGCACCCUGUGCUCAUCACGGACGUACAUGCUUGGAAGGCAGGUAUGCAAGUCAGCACCGGUGUUAGGCCAGUACGGAAUCUGGAGGACUUUGUUGAAGUCGCUGAGAAGCUCUGA
This is a messenger RNA of Pyrenophora tritici-repentis Pt-1C-BFP, 3297 nucleotides long. Its product is annotated as Ptr, Secreted-periplasmic Zn-dependent peptidase, insulinase. Gene Ontology annotation, cellular component: mitochondrion; cytosol. Gene Ontology annotation, biological process: peptide catabolic process. NCBI's taxonomy places the organism in Eukaryota, Fungi, Ascomycota, Dothideomycetes, Pleosporales, Pleosporaceae. Gene Ontology annotation, molecular function: metal ion binding; metalloendopeptidase activity. The record is from RefSeq and is a predicted model, not a curated record.